CGUCGCUGUGACUCGGAGUGAGCGCGAGAGACGAGACACUUGGGUCUUCGCCGAGGCUGAGCCAUGGGACCGCUGACCGCCCUCCUGCUGGCGUCCGCCUGCGCCGUGGGUCUGCGGGGGAAACCGACAUCCACAGGUGUGGAUCACGGCCUUAACUGUGUGAGCGACUACUUCAGCAUCAACUGUUCUCUGAGCAUCCCACCAACACAUGACCUCCUGGACAACACCUCCUACUUGCUCCUAUUUCAGCAAUCUCUGCUCGACUUUGAAAAAGACGUGUAUAAGUGUAUGCUGUCGCCCAUCAACGACUACUACUUCUGUUCGUUUGACAAGCGUUCUCCCGAUGAUUAUGACCAAAUGCGUGAGAGCUUCUGGGACACGGACAUCUUUGAAAUUUCUCUGUGUAACAGCAGAGAUGAUGACCCCAAAAACUGCACGGUGCUGGAUGAGGAAUACAUGCCUGCAAAAAACAUUAUACCACUACGGCCCUGCGACCUCACGGUAAACCACACUUCCAGCCGGUACCACUUCAACUGGAAAAGUUGUUACGAGGAUUACCUGCCCAACUACAUCCUGAUCGACGCACUGAUGUAUCAGCUCCGGUUUUACAAAAAAGACCACGAGGAAAAUGUGACAACACUUCAUGCCAAACAGACAAGUUUAUCAUUGGACGACGACAACUUUGAGCCAGAUUCGGAGUAUGCUGCCAGGGUACAGUCCAGCCCAGACCAGAGAUUCUACAGUGGUCAAUGGAGUGAAUGGUCGUCAGAAAUCUUCUGGAAGACAGAUCCUCCAAUAAUUCCGGUUUCUCCUCUGCUGGAUAAGAGGGUGACCUUUCUCAUGUGUGUGCUGGUGCCACUGUUGCUACUCCUGUGCUACACACCUGUUGUAAAGUUGAGGAAGAACAUCCUUAUCCCCACACCUGCACCUUACUUCCAGUCCCUCUAUAGUGACUGCCAUGGAGAUUUUAAGACCUGGGUGGUGACACCGAACACAAACAUGGACUUUUUGAAGACCGAGGAAACCCUCCGAAUCGACACCCUGACCAAAAGCACUGAAGUGCAGGAGGAGGAUGGUGCCUUGCACUCCCUCCCCUGGUCGACUGAGGAAGACCUCCCUGGCGGGCUCUCUCAGCAGGCUCCCCAUGCUUCUCUCCUGGGCCUCUCUUACACCGUGACCCCUGUGCCACCUCCAACAAAGACUCUGUCAUUCAGUUCCGACUCGGAGACCGUGAUGGAGGGAGACUCGGGGUGCUGGCUCUACGGUGACACGUCCUUGGAUGCUCACUGGUACAGCAAUGAGUACUGCAUUCUGUCUGACACCCCGAAUGUUCUCCAGAGAUCAGGUUUGGUUAAGGCAGAGGCCUACUGCUCAGAGAACACCUUCGACAAGGUUACGUCAAACAGGGAUUAUCAGAAUGAAGACCUACAGGCCAAUGCUAUUUCAGCUAUGUCUCCAUAUACUUGAGCAGG
Molecule: messenger RNA, 1472 nt
Organism: Lampris incognitus (smalleye Pacific opah)
Lineage: Eukaryota; Metazoa; Chordata; Actinopteri; Lampriformes; Lampridae
Product: interleukin-9 receptor
Exons: 8
Coding region: 64-1467 (467 amino acids)
Biological process (GO): immunoglobulin mediated immune response; cytokine-mediated signaling pathway
Cellular component (GO): external side of plasma membrane
Molecular function (GO): protein binding; cytokine receptor activity
Source: RefSeq, a predicted model, not a curated record